AUGGCUCCUUUCAAUGCUGCAGAGACCGUUGAGCUUCUCCAUAGCCUUGCCCAGCAUUUGCCGAACGAGGAUGAUGAUCGCAAGAAGAUCGCUGAGGCAGCCUUCGGCCUUGCAAGGGCAGUCCAGCCCUUGUACGAUCAGGUGCAACAUCUGCUCUAUAGUGCUGUCGUGGUUCCUGUCAUCCGAGCCGCAAACGACCUUGAGCUGUUGAGGCUGCUUACGGAGGGCCCGAAGAGCACGAAAGAGCUUGUGACCAAGACCGGAGCGGACGAAGACCUUCUACGCAAGGCACUUCGCAUUUUGAGAUAUCUUGCCGCCUACCACGUCAUUGAGCAGCAGGAUGUCGACGGCUGGAAGGCGUCGCCAUUGACAAAAGAGCUCGCAGAACCUGAUAAGACGCUUUUCGACUGGUAUGGGGACCACCUGGAAAACUUGGCAUUUUUCAUGGGCUUUCUCCCCGUUGCUCGAAGUCCCAAAGCCAGGAAAUGGAUUGAUUCGGAUCUGCCCGACGUGGUGGCUUCCAAGGCUCGGGGUCCAGACGACGUGCUCUUCGUCGAUAUUGGCGGCAACGUGGGCAACCAGUGGUUUGAUCUCCAGAAGUAG
This is a messenger RNA of Cyphellophora europaea CBS 101466, 603 nucleotides long. RefSeq lists its product as uncharacterized. The transcript is spliced from 3 exons. The record is from RefSeq and is a predicted model, not a curated record. Gene Ontology annotation, molecular function: methyltransferase activity. NCBI's taxonomy places the organism in Eukaryota, Fungi, Ascomycota, Eurotiomycetes, Chaetothyriales, Cyphellophoraceae. Bases 1 to 603 code for a protein of 200 amino acids.